Molecule: messenger RNA, 2209 nt
Organism: Chroicocephalus ridibundus (black-headed gull)
Lineage: Eukaryota; Metazoa; Chordata; Aves; Charadriiformes; Laridae
Gene: NT5DC1
Product: 5'-nucleotidase domain containing 1
Exons: 12
Coding region: 28-1392 (454 amino acids)
Molecular function (GO): 5'-nucleotidase activity
Source: RefSeq, a predicted model, not a curated record
CCGCCUCCCCCCGGCGGCGGUUCGGCCAUGCAGCCGGACUUCUCCCUGGCCGAUUGCGACGUGAUGGGUUUCGACCUGGACCACACGCUCUGCCGGUACCAGCUCCCGCAGAGCGCUCGGUUAAUAUAUGAUAGUUUUGCCCACUAUCUGGUAACGGAGAAGGGUUAUGAUGAAGACCUACUGACGCUAGCUCCAGACAGCUUAGACUUCUGUUGUAAAGGCUUGGUGUUGGACACUGAAGAAGGAAACUUCCUGAAACUUGCAGAAGAUGGAACAGUUUUAAGGGCAAGCCAUGGUACAAAGAGCAUGACAUCCGAAGAGAUCCUGGAGACGUAUGGAAGGAGGGAGUGGAAGCAUUUUAAUACAGUCAGUGGAAUGGUUUCCCGCACAGCUAAAUACUAUUUGUAUGAUAAUUAUUUUGACCUGCCGGGAGCUCUCUUGUGUGCCAGGGUUGUGGACAGCUUAGAUCAGCAUGAUGGUCAGAAAAAAUAUGACUUCUGGAAGGACAUGGUGGCUGCUAUCCAGCAUAAUUAUAAAAUAACAGCUUUUAAAGAAGACUGUGGGAUGUAUUUCCCAGAAGUGAAAAAACAUCCAGACAAAUAUUUACAAAGAUGUCCCGAGUCUGUAAAAAAGUGGCUGAAACAACUGAAGAGUGCUGGGAAGAUUCUGCUAUUAAUUACUAGUUCUCACAGUGACUAUUGCAGGCUCCUGUGUGAACAUAUUAUUGGGAAUGAUUUUGAAGAAUAUUUUGACGUUGUGAUCACAAAUGCUUUGAAACCUGGUUUCUUCUCCCAUACUCCAAACCAAAGACCUUUCCGAACCCUUGAGAAUGACGAGGAGCAGGAGGCUCUGCUAUCGCUGGACAAGCCCGGCUGGUAUUCCCAAGGCAACGCUAUCCAGCUUUAUGAACUACUGAAGAAGAUGACUGGCAAGCUGGAUCCCAAGGUUGUUUAUUUUGGUGACAGCAUGCACUCAGAUAUUUUCCCAGCACAUCACUAUAGCAACUGGGAAACUGUCUUCAUCCUAGAGGAACUUCUAGGGGACAAAGUUACGGUGCCUGCGGAGACUGAAUCUGAGCCCUUGGAGAAGAAAGGAAAAUAUGAGGGAGAUCAGCCCCAAGCUCCAUACUUUGUGUCUAAACAGUGGGGCUCUUUCUUCAUGGACAGAUUGCCAGGCCUGGAAAAUGCAGAGGAAACCUUAGUUUGCACGUGGUCCUGUAAAUGCAUUAGCACUUACAGCACUAUUGCAAUCCCUACUCUUGAAGCAAUAGCAGAUUUACCACUGGAUUAUAGAUUUACACGAUUUUCCUCAAAUAGCUCAGCAACUGCCGGGUACUACCCAAGCCCUCCAAGAGCACUGCUGCCAAAUGAGGAGUCAGUGACUAUGAAAUAGGUUGUCAGCUUUUUCCUUAAAUAAUCCUAUGGCCCUUACUUAAACUGCUAUCAAAUGCUAAUUGGUGAAAAUGCUGUGUGAUGCUUCAUAAAAUAGAAUGAUGGAUUAAAGCAGACUCCUGUGCAGACUUGUGUUUCACUUGUUGCUCUAGUCCAGCUGGAACAGGUGAGCAAAUGCAUCCUUCUCUCUCAAUCUUCUGACCGCUACUACCUUUUGCAAAGUGCUGUUGGCUUUUUCCAUGCACUGCCCAAAGCCUUCAGGAGAAAUGUGCUAGUAAUAACUCAUCCCAAGUUACAUUCUACAUUUUCAAGGACAUUUUCGGGACUGUCCCUAUUUAAGGUGAUGCUGUAAGCCCCAGGAAGGACAUGAACGAGACCCUCAGCCAUAUUUCAUUAAGAGUUAGCUUGGAGAGCCCAGGUUGUCGCCAUACAUCAGUGUUUUGCAGGCUCUGAGGAAUUUAUUCUCUUACUGUAACUAUUCUUGGAGAUACGGAAAGACCGAGGCCCAAAGAGAAAGAUGCAUCAUACCCACAAAGAGACUUGAAUGGGAUUUAGGCAACGAAAUGCAGACUGACAGUCCUGAAAGCCUCUGUCACACGCUUCCUGUUCUUGAAAGUGCCUAACCGCUAUUCAACAGCAAGGUUCCCUACAUGCCUUUUCCUCCUUUAGUCUUCAAUACCUCAGGAGGCAGAGCUCUUCCGCAGAAGGAGGGAAACCUGCGUACAGUUCCCUUCUCAGCCUGAGUGGAUUCAAACCCGCAUCCUCCACCUCCCUGGGCAAUUCUUCCAAGAGUAGGAAGGACAUAGCACCUAGCCAUC